AUGUCACUCCUGGCGACCCUGGGGCUGGAGCUGGACAGGACCCUGCUCCCAGCUAGCGGUCUGGGCUGGCUCGUAGAUUAUGGAAAACUCCCCCUGGCCCCUGCCCCCCUGGGCCCCUAUGAGGUCCUCGGAGGAGCCCUGGAGGGCGGGCUUCCAGGGGGGGGAGAGCCUCUGGCAGGCGAUGGCUUCUCUGACUGGAUGACAGAACGGGUUGAUUUCACAGCCCUUCUCCCUCUGGAGUCCCCCUUGCCUCCAGGUGCCCUCCCCCCACCUUCCCCAUCCCCACCUGACCUGGAAGCCAUGGCCUCCCUCCUUAAGAAGGAGCUGGAGCAGAUGGAAGACUUCUUCCUUGAUGCCCCACUUCUCCCUCCACCCUCCCCACCUCCACCCCCCCCACAAGUUCCUCCUCUCCCCCUCCCCACCUUUGACUUCCCCCAGCCCCCCGCCCUGGAUACCCUCGACUUACUGGCCAUCUGUUGCCGCAGCGAGACUGGGCCGGGGGAGGCCACAGGGUUGACACCCCUGCCCCCACCGCAGCAGACCCCUCCUCUUCCUCCGCCACCUCCAUCCUCUCGUCCAGCCCCCUACCCCAACCCCGCCACCACCCGGGGGGAUCGCAAGCAGAAGAAGAGAGACCAGAACAAGUCGGCAGCUCUGAGGUACCGCCAGAGGAAGCGGGCAGAGGGCGAGGCCCUGGAGGGCGAGUGCCAGGGGCUGGAGGCUCGGAACCGGGAGCUGAGGGAGAGGGCUGAGUCUGUGGAGCGCGAGAUCCAGUAUGUCAAGGAUCUGCUUAUCGAAGUGUACAAGGCUCGCAGCCAGCGGACACGCAACAGCUAG
Molecule: messenger RNA, 837 nt
Organism: Elephantulus edwardii (Cape elephant shrew)
Lineage: Eukaryota; Metazoa; Chordata; Mammalia; Macroscelidea; Macroscelididae
Gene: ATF5
Product: activating transcription factor 5
Exons: 2
Coding region: 1-837 (278 amino acids)
Biological process (GO): regulation of transcription by RNA polymerase II
Cellular component (GO): nucleus
Molecular function (GO): DNA-binding transcription activator activity, RNA polymerase II-specific; RNA polymerase II transcription regulatory region sequence-specific DNA binding
Source: RefSeq, a predicted model, not a curated record